Delphinapterus leucas (beluga whale) is the source of this 3659-nucleotide messenger RNA. It is a transcript of the gene COX15, whose product is annotated as cytochrome c oxidase assembly factor COX15. Gene Ontology annotation, biological process: heme A biosynthetic process. Gene Ontology annotation, cellular component: mitochondrial inner membrane. The record is from RefSeq and is a predicted model, not a curated record. Gene Ontology annotation, molecular function: oxidoreductase activity, acting on NAD(P)H, heme protein as acceptor. Lineage: Eukaryota; Metazoa; Chordata; Mammalia; Artiodactyla; Monodontidae.
UAGUGCUUCUCGAGUCGGUGGCGGAGAAAGGAGACCAGGGAGUGCAGGAGUGUGUAGGUGGCAGUUGUGCACUGUUCAUAGUAUGCAGCGAUUACUCUUUCCGCCCUUGAAGGCAGUGAUGGGGAGCCCGUGUCUCCGGGUCUUGAUUCCUGGGGCGGCGCCUAGAACACAGUGUGGUUGCAGCUGUGGGAUCAGGCGCCCCUUGAGGCCAGGGCAAUACAGCACCAUCUCUGAAGUAGCUUUGCAACCUGGAAGGGGUACAGUGUCCCAACCUUCAAAAGCUGCUGAGCGGGUGGUGGGCCGAUGGCUCCUGGUCUGCAGUGGAACAGUGGCUGGAGCAGUUAUUCUUGGUGGAGUAACUAGGUUGACAGAGUCUGGCCUCUCAAUGGUAGAUUGGCAUUUAAUAAAGGGGAUGAAGCCACCUACAAGCCAAGAAGAAUGGGAAGCAGAAUUCCAAAAAUAUCAGCAGUUUCCAGAAUUUAAAAUCUUGAAUCAUGAUAUGACGCUGGCAGAAUUCAAGUUCAUCUGGUACAUGGAGUACUCACACCGAAUGUGGGGUCGCCUUGUAGGCCUCGCAUACAUCCUGCCUGCUGCCUACUUUUGGAGAAAGGGCUGGCUCACGCAUGGCCUGAAAGGACGUGUUCUUGCCCUCUGUGGUUUAGUUUGCUUCCAGGGCCUGUUGGGAUGGUAUAUGGUGAAAAGUGGCUUAGCAGAGAAACCAGAUUCCCAUGACAUCCCUCGGGUCAGUCAGUACCGCCUUGCCGCCCACCUGGGAUCGGCCCUUGUGCUUUAUUGCGCCAGCUUGUGGACCUCGUUCUCGCUGCUGCUACCUCAGCACAAGUUGCCUGAAACGCGUCAACUCCUGAGGUUGAGACGAUUUGCUCAUGGAACUGCAGGCCUGGUGUUCCUUACGGCUCUCUCAGGGGCUUUUGUGGCAGGGCUGGAUGCUGGGCUUGUUUACAACUCCUUCCCCAAGAUGGGAGAAUCUUGGAUCCCAGAGGAUCUCUUUACCUUCUCCCCUCUCCUGAGGAAUGUUUUCGAGAAUCCCACCACGGUGCAGUUUGAUCACCGGAUUCUGGGAAUCACUUCAGUUGCUGCCAUUACAGCACUCUACUUCCUCUCCCGGAGAAUUCCCCUUCCUCGAAGGACCAAGAUAGCAGCAGUGACUCUGCUAGCUUUGGCUUACACACAGGUGGGCUUGGGCAUUAGCACUCUGCUGAUGUACGUCCCAACUCCUUUGGCUGCCACUCACCAGUCGGGCUCCCUGGCUGUUCUCAGUGUUGCCCUUUGGCUCAUGAGUGAACUCCGAAGAGUCCCAAAAUAACUCUCAAGGAUCAGCUUCCUAGGACUGAAACUGUGCUUCUGAGAGAUUAUCAUCAGAGAACACAAGAACUUGAACUUUUCUGAGAGGAUGACCUUGCUAUACCAAGUGGUUUCCAAAUCGAUCAAGUUAUUUAAAUUGUUUGCCUGUUUUGGGGACAGUCACUGAAUCAAGAAAGUCAUUAAGUAUGGUUAUGCUAAAGGUUCCUUUUUAAAUCCAUUACUUUUUGUGUUGAAAAUCAGAUUUAAUGUAGAGAAAGAAUUGUCUGUCAUUUGUUUCUUAACAGCCUCUGUCUCAGGAUUCUUAAAUGUUGACAAGCUGUUGGUUCUACAUGCAUAAUCUCUGUCUCCUUGACUUCCUGAGUCCUGGAUUCUGCCUAUGUAGAAAUUCUUUAUGGUCUCAACUUCACUUCCAUCACGUAAAGAUUCAAAGGGAUAGAUUGGCAUACCCUAAAGUAGCCAGAUAGCCUUCAGCAAGAAAUAGCUGUUGUCUUCUAGUGUUCUGAUUUUCAAAACUGGGGAAAGGACUAACCUAGAUCCUCCUGAGAUAGGGCUGUUACAUUACUAGGUGAGAUGAAUGGAAUACAGUAUAAAUCAGUUCCUGAAAGGGUUUCUCAACAGCCUCAUGGAUAAGAAAAAUAUGGCCUUGAUGGUAUGGACAUCUAUUCAGGUAUUUAAACAAACUGUUGAUUAAUGAAUGUGUGAUUUUGGCCUCUAUUGAUAUUUCACAGGGCUCUUAUUCAACUUUAUUUUUUAAAUCAGCAAUUUGAAUGAAGGCAUCAGAAAGAUUUGAGAGUGGAGCAACCCAACACUGCUGAUGUAAUAGAAGACAGUUACAACUCAAAACAGUUCCAGAGUGGCACCAUGAAGAUGAAAUUAAACAGGUCAUAAAUGUAGCAUCUUCAUUUAAAUUAUAAAUAGCUUGUAUAAAUUUGGGGUAGAGAAAACUGGCUUAUCAUUUUAUAUAAAAAAAACUUAGGGGAGGGACUUCAGUUGGACACAGGCUCGACAUGAACCAGCCAUGGGAUGACACUGAUAAAAAUUAGUGGUGUUUCAGAUUUUAUCAAUAGAAGUGUCACAGCCAUGGUCAGAAGACCUCAAUGCAAAUGCUGCAUUUCACUCUGGGUACCACAUUUUUUAAGGAGGAUAUAUAUCCAGACAAAGGGACCAGGAUGGUGAGGAGUCCAGAAUGUGUGUCACACAGGGAAUACUUGAAGGAACUAGGGGUAUUCAGCUGGAGGAGAACGUUCAGAGAGAAAACAAGAAUCCUGCCCUUGAGAAGUUGAAGCCCCUUCGUGCAGAAGGAGGAAUGAGCUUCCUUUGUGCUGCAGAGCUGGGAGCAGUGGGUGAAAGUUGCAGAAAGUUAGUUUUUAGUUUUGUAGAAGGCAAGAGUCAAUUGGACCAAAUCAAAUGCCCACGAGGGUCAGGCUGGUGCUGAGUGGCAAACUGGAGAGCACGUACCUGAAUAAGGGACUACACUGCUGCUGAGUGCUGGCCUCUUGCUGCUCUGCAGGUCCAGAGUUGUCAGAUCUGAUUUUUCAAAGAAACUAAACAUCCAGAUUUUUAUGUGAAUGCUCUCAAGUCUUUUAGGACAUUAUGCAGGCUAAACAGAUCUGGGAGCCAUAAAUGACCUAAGAUUUGCCCCUGUACAAUCGCUGGACUAAUGAUCUCAGUUCCCUUUCAACUCCAAUAUUCUCUGGGUUUCAGUGUGACUAACAGUGUAUCAUUCUCAAAUGGUUCUUAGCAAAAUACAGUUAGACAGUUUGAUUCUUAAAAAGUCCUGCCCCCUGGAGCUGGUUCCCAACUUCUCUCAUGUUAGAAUCUUUCAGAAUCCUAUCCCCAGCCUCAGCCAAGACCAAUUAAAUCACAAUCUCUGAAAGCAGUAAUAAGCGAAUUCCCCAGGUGAUUCUGAUGUGCAAAGUUUGUGAACCACUGCCCUAGGCUUUAGCAGCCUAGUUACCUUAGAAAGUUUUGACCAGUUUAUUCCCAUUCCCUCCAAAUUUCCACCCCACCCUAUCAUCUCAUUUAAUCUGCUUUGUUGAUCCCGUUAGUGUGCUAAUGGGGUAUCACCUCUUCUAGAUAGAAUUCUCUAAAGAAGGGGAGCUGCAGUCACUGGGGCAGGUUGCCAUACCAUCAUCUCCUGAUCCCCAAAUUAAGGUUGUUCUUAGUUAAUAACGGAGUCUGCAGAGGGCAGCCUGAUCCAACUCAAAGAACCACAUGCUAAUGCUGCUACUGUUCCCUCCAAAAAAGGAGCACUGAAUGAAUUCAGUAAGUUUAAGUUGCAGAUGUUUUACUUCAUUGUUUCUUUUAUUAAAGAUGAGUAAGUUUGGAAAAACAGA